Dujonia railenensis is the source of this 2925-nucleotide messenger RNA. The record is from the annotation of a GenBank genome assembly. Lineage: Eukaryota; Fungi; Ascomycota; Pichiomycetes; Serinales; Debaryomycetaceae.
AUGUCUCUCGUAGAAGGAUUAUCACCUUCCGAAGAACAUUUCUUCAAGAAAUACUUGCUCAAAAAUCGGUUAUCUCAUGAGCUUCAUCUGCUUGGAAAUGAGGACUGCUGUGAAAAAUUUGGAGCUCCUUUCAAAAGUGCUGCUCCUCAACCAGAUGAAUUUCCCUUGCUCAAGUUCUUCUUUAAUAAUUUCACAGAGACAUUUCCUUUCAUUGCGAGCAAUUCUCAAGAGGAACAAAGAUCUAUUUGGCAAGAUACAGUUCAACCGUUCUUGGAAAACUUCAACCUGAAGGGUAUAUCAGAGUCCCAUGAGAGAAAGGAGAACACCACAAAACGUAGACAGGUGAACUCAAAAAUUCUACUGGGACUCUUGUUAUUUUUCAAUUCAAUGAUCAUCAGUAAGCAGGAAUUGGUGUACUUGAAGGAAAAUCAAUUGAAACCUUCUGCAGCUGGGAAAUUGGAAAAAAUUAUGCCCAAGGAUGAGCCUCAGGCUAGUGCUGAACAACCACCUUCGAAGCUGUCUGAAGAUGAUGGUCAAAGGUUGACGUUUCACAAUAACAUUUCGCUUAACAUUGUGUGUGUUAGAAAGAUAGCUGCUCCUCAACCACAGCCAGUGGAGCAGGAAGCAUUUUACUGGAGAUCUUUGAAAAAAUUAACUCAUGCUUCAGUUCCAAUUGGAAAACAUCAUUAUGAGUUUAUAAUAGAAGUAGUUCGAAGAACAAAGAAAAAAGAUCUUCAAGGUGACAAAAAGGGGAGAUCGUAUUCCUAUACAAAGCAUUAUAUUAAUAGAGCAUAUCAUGAGUUCAAAAGCUUGGAGACUACUAUGAAGAAAAUUUACCCUGGAUUGAUGCUGACUGAAGUAAGCAAAUUGCCCAAGAAAUUAAAAAAUGACAGCGGUAUCUCAAAGGAUGGAGAAAGAAUUAGUGAGAGCAAAGACUCUGAUGAAGAUGUGGGAGGUGAGACCAAGUCCAUUAAUUCUUCUUCUUCCUCCUUCCAAGAGACUUCACUUCACCGUGAGAAGCUUCGAAUUUCUUUAAGGGGCUACCUCGUUUCUCUCCUCAAGUUUCCAGAGAUUGCCCUACUGGAUGCAUUCCAGCGAUUCAUUUCUGAAGAACUGAAGACAUUCACGCAAUUGACCCCCGCAGACGAAGCUGAUCGCUUGGAAAGAUUUAACCAUGAGCGCCAAAUGCUUGAAAUCCAACUUGAAUUCCAUCAACAGACAUCCAACCUUAUUAUCGGCUUAGCUAAGGAUUUCGAUGAAUUCAAAACAAAAUUAGUAAUGAACCCAAACACUAUUACUGAGAUAUUUAUGGAAAUCGGGGAACUGCAGUCGGUUCAAGACCUUUCUCCCCUUUUGAGAACAUUUUUUGAAUGGAGUAAACUUGAAAUAGCAGCUACCCUAUAUCAGGUAUUUCUUAGUCAGGAUAAUUCAAGUGAAUGGUUGUCAAAAUGUAAAAAAUUUCAUGGUCUUUUUCCUUAUGGGAUCGUAUAUGGUAUUUUAAGGUUUACUAAUCCAGUUAAAAUUGUUUCCAAAGUGGUCGAUUUAUUAUUAGUAAAUAUUCCCAGUAUGAACCCAUGGCUGUCACAGUCAGAGCACCCGACAGCCAGAAACUUAUUGUCUAUGAUAUUUGUGAUGUUGCUAGAUGAAGACUUGAGUGAUUUUGAAAAGGAAUUAACCAUUUUGGAGAAUGAGAAAUUGAACUUACCUGGAUUUGAGGUCUUUUUGGAAAGAAUAAGGAGCUAUGUGUAUGCUGAUGAAGAUACCGUUGAAGGUAUUAGGAUUGAAAGCUUUGAAAAGAACAAGGACAUUGUUCUUACUAUUUUGUCCACCAACUUGAUAGAGCCAACUUUGCAGGCAAAGGAUCAACAGACAUUGCAAUUGGUCGAGGCGUCUUUCGCCGAAUACGAAAAGAUUAAUUCGAAGAAAUUUCAAGAUAAUUCAACACUUGAAAAGGGUGGAAAAGCAUUAGAUAACUCUUCAGCAUAUCUUAACAUCAAGCAAUAUUGGCAAAUUCAGAUUAGAAAACGUGACAAGGCAAUAAUGAAACAACUUUGGCAGGAACCCGAGUUGACCAUGGUUAUAAAGAAGUUUUUGACUAUUUUCUAUCAACCGCUAAUGAAAGUGUUUGGAAAGAGUGAUAUUCACUUAGUAUUUAGGGAUUUUCAAAAAUUCAUGGAUGACUUAAUGGUUACGUUAACAAAGUUGAGCGAUGGUGAAUUUUUCAUCAAAUCAUCUUUCGAGAUAUUUGAAAUGCUCAAAGAUUUGCUUGAUCGUCAUGAGAUUGUCUUCUGGAGAUUUUUGCACAAUUUAUAUCGUAAAGAUGACGAUCAAUUAUUUAUUUCACUUAUUAAAUGGGUGGAGAGGUUUUUGGUUAUCUUGAGAUACAAAUUUACUAAUCCUGAUUUGGUUACGGUUGAUCUAGAUAGACUAUCGCUAUUUAUCGAUGAUACGAUUGAUCACCGAUUGUUUCAUGAACAAUUGACUGCGUUAACUAACCAGACAUUGGAGAAGAGGAAAUUAUUCAAAGAAUUCCUUGAACAAAAGAGUAAGAUCAGUAACAGAAAAAUCAUACCUGGUACUCAGGGCGAUAUUGACAAGAAGUGGGAUGAUGUCAAUGAAAAAUUGUUUGGAGAAGAUAAGAGUGGUGAGUUUGGCAUUAAUACUGAUGAUCUAGAAGACUUUAAUAUGGAGGAGAUUGCCUUGCAUGGUGGAACCGACACGAGCGACGACUAUAGUGAUGCGGAAGGUGAUGAAGUAAAGGAAAAGACUGAUAGGGAACUUCAUUUAAAAUUACAGGAAUUGAAUGCUAGGCAGGCAAAAAUUGGAACUAGCGAACUAGAUAAAUUUGAUGAGAUUUUCAAGUCUGAAUUGAAUGGGCUAUUACCAAAAAUUAAAAAGGAAACCUUUAAGGAGGACAUAAAAUAG